GCUGUGAAAGAGGAGAGAAAUGAAAUUAUAAAAAGGUAAAUCAAUAAGAAAAAAGAGAUUAUAUCGCAAACUCUCUCAAACAUCACUUUCUUUCUCUCCGUUUAUUCGCUCCUUUUUUAGAUCUGCGGUUUUCUCCCUUUUUGAAAUUCCCCCAUUCAAUUUCUCUUUUUCCUUUUACAUUCUUAUCGAUCUUUGCUUCUAGUUACCUAAUUUUUUGGAACAAAAGAUUUCUAAUUUAUUUUUUUAAAAACAUUUAAUUUAAAUAUGUAUAUGUAAUGGGGUCUGGCGAAGGAGCGACUUCGUCUUCACAAGAUAUGGACAUGUCGAUCUCAGAUCUCCAUGAGCAGCAUCAACAGGAGUUAGAAAACCUGACACUAACAACUCAACCCUUUAAAACGUUUAAGUAUUUCAUUUUGGCUGUUGUUCAGUAUCUUAAGCGAUCAAUAUUGUAUCUGUUGGCAAAAGGAGGAUGGCUUAUGCUUCUAAGUACUGUGGUUGUAGCUGUUGGAGUGUUGCUUGUGACAGUUGAUGGCUCUCAUGAGAAGCAUCUUGAGGAACUUUCUGAAUAUUUCCGGUUUGGAUUGUGGUGGAUUGCCCUAGGUGUUGCGUCUUCAAUUGGUCUUGGUUCUGGUUUGCACACCUUUGUCCUUUAUUUGGGCCCGCAUAUUGCGCUGUUCACAAUAAAAGCAAUGAAAUGUGGUCGGGUUGACUUAAAAAGUGCUCCAUAUGAUACAAUACAGUUAAAAAGAGGCCCAUCAUGGCUUCUUAAGGAUUGCAAUGAAUUUGGAUCCCCAUUAUACGGGUCACAGGUUCCCCUUAGUAGCAUAUUGCCGCAGGUCCAGAUUGAAGCUGUUCUGUGGGGCAUUGGUACUGCACUUGGGGAGCUUCCUCCUUAUUUUAUCUCAAGGGCAGCACGUAUAUCAGGUAGCAGAUUGGAUGCCAUGGACGAAUUGGAUGAUUCCCCAACAGAAAAUGAAGGAUUUUUCGCUGCUCAAUUAAGAAAAGUCAAACGCUGGUUCUUCACACACUCUCAACACUUAAACUUCUUCACGAUCUUAGUGCUUGCUUCAGUGCCAAAUCCGCUCUUUGACCUUGCUGGCAUCAUGUGCGGACAAUUUGGGAUUCCAUUUUGGAAGUUUUUUUUUGCUACAUUGAUUGGAAAGGCAAUUAUUAAAACUCACAUACAGACGGUUUUUAUCAUUUCUGUUUGUAAUAACCAACUGCUGGACUGGCUCGAGAAUGAGUUGAUUUGGGUACUCAGCUUUGUGCCUGGUCUUGCUCCUGUCUUACCCAACCUCAUUGCUAAAAUACAUACCAUCAAAGCAAAGUAUCUUAAACCUCAGGCCUCUUCGAGUACCCAGGUGAACACAUGGGAUUUCUCAUUUGCUUCAGUUUGGAAUACUCUUGUGUGGCUUAUGCUGAUGAACUUCUUUGUGAAGAUUGUGAAUGCAACUGCUCAGAGAUAUCUGAAGAAAAAACAGGAUAGAGAGCUAGCAGCAUUAACUAACAAUUCAUAAGCGUUAACUCAAUCGAAUUAGGAGUGUUAUCAAGUGGCUUGAUAUACAAUUGUUCUCUCUUUUUCUUUUCUUAUAAGUAGGUAAGGAGGAUAAUGUGAUGGCUCCGACAUCGCUCACAAUUGUUCGCCCCUAAAAAUCAGAAU
Molecule: messenger RNA, 1660 nt
Organism: Pistacia vera
Lineage: Eukaryota; Viridiplantae; Streptophyta; Magnoliopsida; Sapindales; Anacardiaceae
Product: vacuole membrane protein KMS1
Exons: 8
Coding region: 276-1517 (413 amino acids)
Source: RefSeq, a predicted model, not a curated record